AUGAGACUGGCCAACUAUCUUCCGGGGCCCUCGGUGCUCCUUGCUGCUAUUGCAUUCGUUACCCCUGCAAUCGGCCAGAAGGACACACCAUCGAGCAAAGACGACAGCGCCUCGGCCACGCCGUCACCCAAGGACACUGGAAAGUCUACGCCGUCCCCAUCUCCUAGCAGUAAAGAGGAACCGUCAAGCGAGACUCCAUCGCCUUCGUCAUCGGGCAAGGCCUCCAUCUCCAACACCGGUACUCCUGUCACCACCGACCCUACUGGCAAGGCAGUCAUCACUGGUGGCCCGUCCGCCACGACCGGUGGUGAACUGACGGGGUUUCCCACCUUGACCGGUCCUGGAGUGAUUCCGUCAUACCCACCCCCGAGUGUGCCACCGACGAACAAUGCGCCCUUUAUGCAGCAGUCCAGCCUUCCUGAUGGGACCGUCUUCAUUGCCGUCGGAGCCAUCCUCGGCGCUCUGGGAUUGGCGCUUCUUCUAUGGCGCAGUAUAGUCAGCCUCAUGCUUCACAGAUCCGUUGCGCGCGCAGCUAUGGCCCAGCAUAACGGCGACACCAAGACGGGCUUCCCUGCGCCUCCUGCUCCGUUCUACAAGUAUUCUGACCAUGCCUCGACCAUGUCUGUGGGUGGCGGCGCGGGCGCUACCUCUGCUGCGUCUGCUGGCCGUGGAGUUCGUCGAACCAACCGCGGGCCUAUUCCUUCCGCAACGCCAAGCCAGUCUAAUUUAUUCUUCUCUCCCACUGCUGGUACUGGCGCUUCAGCCAACCGCGCCUCAACGUUUCUGCCGUCUGGCUUCUACGCUGCUGGCACCAGUUUACCGGGGGGAGGAGGCAAUCAGACUAAUUCGAUCAAUCUUUCCAACCUUCGGCCCGAAUCGCGGGGCCACUACGCCAAUGCCUCACGGAACACCAUGGAUAUUUCACCUCCCGAUUCUCCUGGAGUUGCAGCUCGCCGGGACAUGAGCAGCAGCUCACUCAACCUUGCACCCGGUCAGCGUGCCCCGAGUGCCUACUUGGAUGAUUUGUUAACCGACGAUCCCAAUGCAUUGCCGCCACCUCAUAUGCCUCCGUCGACGGGCCCACGUCGUUCCGUCAGUCCAGGCAACCGCUUUUGA
Messenger RNA from Metarhizium brunneum ARSEF 3297, 1116 nucleotides. RefSeq lists its product as uncharacterized. The record is from RefSeq and is a predicted model, not a curated record. Lineage: Eukaryota; Fungi; Ascomycota; Sordariomycetes; Hypocreales; Clavicipitaceae. Gene Ontology annotation, cellular component: fungal-type vacuole.